GUUAGCGAUCGUUGUGCCCCCUGGUAAUCCUUUUAAAAAAUAAAAAUUUUUUUCUUUGUGCCUCACAAUCUAUACAUUUACUAUAGUUCGAGACGAUCUUUUCUUUGCCGCAUGGCGUAGCUGAAGACUGUGUCUACAAAUUCAUAAUUAAAGAUGCAGAUUUUCGUUAAAACUCUAACGGGGAAAACCAUCACCCUUGAGGUUGAACCCUCUGACACUAUUGAAAAUGUUAAAGCCAAAAUCCAAGAUAAAGAAGGAAUUCCUCCGGAUCAGCAAAGAUUGAUCUUCGCUGGUAAACAAUUGGAAGACGGUAGAACCCUUUCCGAUUAUAAUAUCCAAAAAGAAUCUACGUUACAUCUUGUCCUUAGACUACGUGGUGGAGCCAAGAAACGUAAGAAGAAGAAUUACUCUACCCCUAAAAAAAUCAAACACAAAAAGAAGAAGGUCAAGUUAGCUGUUCUUAAAUUUUAUAAGGUUGACGAAAAUGGAAAAAUCCAUCGUCUAAGACGAGAGUGUCCCACAGACCAAUGCGGUGCUGGAGUAUUCAUGGCAGCAAUGGAGGAUCGUCACUAUUGCGGCAAAUGUGGCUACACUCUGGUAUUUAAUAAGCCUGAGGACAAGUAAAUAAAUGUACGAUAUUCUUUUUCAUUUAUUGUACGUAAUUAAGUACAGUGUUUAAAGAUAAAAAUAAAAAAAUCCAUACAAAAUUAAUUAAAAAUA
Chelonus insularis is the source of this 720-nucleotide messenger RNA. RefSeq names its product ribosomal protein S27A (gene RpS27A). The transcript has 4 exons. The record is from RefSeq and is a predicted model, not a curated record. Gene Ontology annotation, cellular component: cytoplasm; ribosome; nucleus. NCBI's taxonomy places the organism in Eukaryota, Metazoa, Arthropoda, Insecta, Hymenoptera, Braconidae. The coding region runs from base 154 to 624 and encodes 156 amino acids. Gene Ontology annotation, molecular function: protein tag activity; ubiquitin protein ligase binding; structural constituent of ribosome. Gene Ontology annotation, biological process: translation; modification-dependent protein catabolic process; protein ubiquitination.